Messenger RNA from Schizosaccharomyces octosporus yFS286, 926 nucleotides. RefSeq names its product But2 family protein. NCBI's taxonomy places the organism in Eukaryota, Fungi, Ascomycota, Schizosaccharomycetes, Schizosaccharomycetales, Schizosaccharomycetaceae. The coding region runs from base 212 to 721 and encodes 169 amino acids. The record is from RefSeq and is a predicted model, not a curated record. The transcript has 2 exons.
CAUAAAUAAUUUUGGUUUAUAUAUUCGAUAGAUUCUCUUGCUUGAAAGCAUAUUUCAAGUAUCAAACACUUGACUCUUCUGACUCAGUAUAUUGUUACAUUGCAUUGCAUCUUUUUGGUAGUUUCUUUUUCUUUCUUUUGAAUUACUACGUCAGCACCUAUUCAUUUUGAAAGUGUGUUGGAAUUAUUGUUUUGUUUUUGAAUUCUUUACAAUGAAGUUUUUGCCGUCUACUGCUUUUUUGCUUUCUCUUCUUAGUGCCACCGGUGUCUUUGCUUCUCCGGUACCUGCUACUGCAAGCACUAAAUAUGAGUUGUCACCCAAGAAAAAAUUUGGUAUCAUGAGUUUUCACUCCGGUAAUUUCAAUGUCCAUCUUCAUCCGUUCUUUGUUGGCGAGUCAGGACAUGUCUAUUUGACCCAAUAUGAUAAUGCUGAUCAGGUUAAUGAGUUUUAUCUUAAAGACAGUCAAUUAUUCCAUAAGGAUGAGAUUGCUUCUCUUGACAAGGAUGGAGCUCUUGUCUUUAAAUCCUCUAAUAACUCUUCCUUGACCGGUUUUAACACUAAGCAACUUACCACUGGCAUCGGCUACGAAUUCCGUUUAAACACUAGUUUCCCAGUUGCAUGCCAUGUUCCAAACACCAAUGAAGUUUAUCAAAUUUAUUAUGGAAGAGAGAAUCAUACCAGUGAGUGUGUUGGUAUCGCUACGGAGCUUAUUAUUCCCUAAACGGUUUGUCAUUGUCAGAUGUUUUUAUCGGUACAUCGCAUAUCCUUCCAGAAAAGAUUUGCAUUUGAUUCAUCUGGAUACUAUUUAGCAUCAAAAUACAAGUCUUUUUAUAAUCUAUAUUCUUAUUUUCCAUUUACUUUAUUUUGAUAGAUCAUAUUCCAUUGAGUAUAAACAAAAUCUAAAUAUCUGAUAAAGUAUUCAUCAA